CUAAAUUAAGACUGCAUAUAUUCAAAUGUUUCGGAUAAAAGUUUCCGACUCGUAGUUGGAGAAUGAGUGCUGUAAAAGAAGUAAGCCCUGCAGUUUCUCGUAACCUUUUAACGGGAUCUGGUACUUACAAUGUGCGUGAACCUGCAAAAGAAAAGAAACAAUCCAACGUAAACAUCUCGGUUGUUUUGUUGGAUCACACAGAAGUAGUGUUUAAAGUAAACAAGCGCGAUCGGGGUCAAGUCUUACUAGACCUUGUGUUCCAACAUUUACGAGUAACUGAAAUUAAAUUCUUCGGCCUUCAGUUUCCCAACGAUGUCCCUGAUACAAUGAGAUGGUUGGAUCCAACCAAAUCCAUUCGCAAACAGUUUAAGCGAGGUUAUCCAUACAUUCUGUUCUUCCGUGUCAAAUUUUACGCAACUGACCUAUCAACCAUGAAAGAUGAGUUUACCCGCUACCAGUUAUUCAUGCAAAUCAAGUUAGACUUGCUUGAGAGACGACUUAAGUGUUCUUUGUCAGAAGCUGCUUCUAUUGCAGCGCUGGCAGUUCAAUCGGAACUUGGAGAUUUUAACAGUGCUGAACAUAAAAAAAAUUAUGUUGCUGAAUUCCGUUUUAUUCCGAACCAAACAGAGGAAUUUGAAGCACAAGUAAUUCACUUGCAUAAAAUGCACAGGGGACUUUCCCCAUCUCAAGCAGAAUAUUAUUUUAUUAAGAAGUCACAAAAACUUGAAAUGUACGGGAUAGAAAUGCAUCGUGCUAAAGAUAAUGAUGAAGAAGAUUUGGAUGUUGGCGUGACUUCAACAGGGAUGCUGCUUUAUCAAAAUGGCUUCAAAAAGAAUGAGUUUCGAUGGUCAUCUAUAGUAAAGAUUUCUUUCAAGAGAAAGCAGUUUUAUGUCCAACUGCGAUCUGCAGCAAAAAAGGAAGUUAAUGCGAUUGAACCAAUUCACAGCUUUCAUAUGGAAAACUACAGGGCUUGUAAACGAUUGUGGAAAAGUUGUGUUGAUUUUCACUCCUUCUAUCGCUUGGAUCGAUGUAUGAGUCGUUCAUGCGGUCAUCAACAUGUUGCUAAUGAUGGAUUACCUGAACAAGAGGAUGAAAUGGCAAGACAGGAGAAACAUCUCUUCAGCUAUCUUACUUUAGGUGGGCGAGGUAAAGGCAGGGAAAAUGAUGAGUCAACUGAUGACUUGACACAACGUCAGCGAUAUUUAAGAACCAGAGCUGCCUCAACUAAAUCCAAAGAUAACAUGUCACUUGCCUGCAAUGGUGAGAGUAGGAAUGAAGAUAAAGCUCCGCGUAGAUUAAGUGCUCCACCCUCAGUUUAUUAUGGUGUUGGUGAAUCAGGGAUGACAGAUGAACAAAUGAUGGUGAUGCUCCAUCAGCAACAAGCCAGCAUGCAGUCUGCUCAUUCACAACCAAAAUUGUUUGUUAAUGCUAAUUAUGAAUCAAAUAAUAACAGUGAAAUUCCACCUCCCGUCAAAAUUCCAAUACAGUAUCACACUGGAGAUCCAGCACUAACUGCAUCUUAUAGAACGAUUCACAUUAGACCUGAAACAGCUGGGGAGGCCGAUGAAACAGCUGCAAGUGAGUUGUCUGUGCUUACCACAGGUAGUGAAACCAGCAGUGUCCUCACUUCUCUCACAGAAAAGUCGUACAUGCUUCCCAACCCUGUUCCCUUCCCUCACCAGUCAAGUGGUCAGAUGAAUGGAGUUCCUGAUGAUUUGGUUAUUAUUCGAAUCAAACCAGAUUUAGAAGGUCGUUAUGGUUUUAAUGUUAAGGGAGGAGCUGAUCAAAAUAUGCCAAUUUUAGUAUCUAAAGUUGCUGCUGGGUCACCUGCUGCCAUGUGCACUCCUGCUUUAAAUGAGGGGGAUGAAGUUCUACAAAUAAACGGACGUGAUAUUUCCUCUCACUCCCAUGAACAAGUUGUUCGGUUUAUCCGUUCAACAAGGGAGCAUCACACUGGACACUUGGUGCUGAUUGUGAGACCACAAAAUCAAGCAGAUGAAGAUGAGGUUGAAGUAUCUACUGAUGAUGUAGGGGAAGUUGUUGGUGCAGAUGAUGAUGAAGGUGCUCUUCUUGAGCGAUCCAUGCAAUGGUUGGAAGAUAUGUUGGACAGCGGUCAAAUACUCGAUAUGUUUGAUGCACUGUAUAGAAAAAAGCCUGGUGCUACUAUGAAUGAUGCAAGACUUCCUCAGAAUGUAACAAAAAAUCGAUAUCGGGAUAUUUCUCCUUAUGACAGCACUCGUGUUAUAUUGAAUGGUAUUGUGGAUACAGAUUACAUCAAUGCUAAUUAUGUCAACAUGUUUAUUCCAGGGAAUAACUGGACAAACCGGUACAUUGCUUGCCAAGGCCCACUACCAAACACAAGUUUUGAUUUUUGGGAGAUGGUAUGGGAACAGAAGUCGACACUUAUAGUUAUGUUAACCACAGUAGUUGAAAGAGGGCGCCCGAAAUGUCAUCAGUAUUGGCCUGAUGGUGGAACAAGUGUUCAGUUUGGUCCCUUCAUUAUUGAAUCAGUAACAGAAGAAGUUACACCUUCCUUUGCGUUCAGGGAUUUUAAACUGUACAAAUGUAAUGAAGAUGGUGAAGUGAAUGGUAAUGAUCUGACCAAGGGAAGAGAUAUUAGACAAAUGCAGUAUAUUGCUUGGCCGGACCAUGGCGUGCCUGAUGAUUCCAGUGAUUUUCUUGACUUUGUGCUUCGUGUUCGUCAGAAUCGAGUUGGUAUGGCCAUUCCUAGUACUGUUCACUGCAGUGCUGGUAUUGGAAGGACUGGUGUAUUAAUUACUAUGGAAACUGCCAUGUGUUUAAUUGAGGCAAACCAGCCUGUAUAUCCGAUUGAAAUUGCUCGAGCAAUGCGUGAUCAGCGUGCUAUGAUGAUACAAACACCAAGCCAGUUUAAGUUCGUAUGUGAUGCAAUACUGCGAGUAUAUAAGGAGGGGUUAGCCCGCCCGAUAUAUUAUGAUGAUUAUGAUGAAGCAGAUAGCAGUGCUGAUGAAACAAACAUUAUUAUCAAAAAGUCCUUGCAAACUUGACACAAAAAAGAGAAUGGUGUCUCUAAAUAACACUUACUUUCUAUCAAUCUACAAUUUUUAAAGUUGAGUAAAUAUAUUUUAGCAGCACUCAACACAAUGUGAUAUGUAAUGUGUAUACUGCCCAACAAAUUCUAUCUGCACUUGCAGCCACAUUCACAUAUUUUUAUACUUGUUUAAAGAAGUUGAAUUCACAAUGUUUACUUUGGAAUUAAUUUAAACAAAUUACUAAGACUAAAAAGUAUUAAAUUUAGAUUGGCUCGAAUAUUUAAAUCUAUUUAAUGUAAAUGUCUGCAUAAUUGUUUGUUAUCUGCAUGCAAAUAAUCAAAAAUCUUUGAUGUGUCGGUUCCCAUGUGUUCACUAUUCACAGUACCAUGCUAGUUCCCAUGCAGUGUGCACAACAUGUUAUUAAAUGUUAUAACACCAAUCUUAUAAGUAUUAAUGCCAUUUUAUCUGUUUUUAUUUAGCUUCAAUCUAACAUAUUGGAUUAUUUAUAGCAGAAAAAAUUGUUUGUUAUUAUUAUCCAUUAUCAAUAAAUGGAUGAACAUCUUUUAAAGGCCUUGGGCAAAUCAGUACAGCUAACCAAAAACCACCCAAAUUCUUGUAUAUAACCUUGUCCUUUAUUGUUGUUAAAUUACAUUUCAUUUAUUUUAUUUUGUGUCCUGCAUGAUCGUCACUAUGUGUUUUUCCCAGCUUUUAAGUAAUUUAUUGUGUUAUAAAAAACCUGUUAAUCGCAUUAAAUCUUAAACAAGUUGAUAUGUCAGUGUUUUAACCAAAUGUCUUAUUUUACGACACUACAUAGUAUACAGAUGUUAUAUUAAUUCUUAUAUUACUAACAUAUUGAAUUUUCAAAUUAUGUAUGUUGUUUUACAAGUAUUUUAAUUUAUAGGAGGCUUUGCAAUCUUUUAAAUUUUGUUCAAAGUAUAGCCGUGCUAUAGAUUAUGCCUGCAAAUACUUCCUCAUUAAGUAAUCCUAAUUAUGUUAACUUUAUUUAAUGCAACCGCCCACAGUUAAAUGUUACAUUAAUUAUUUUAGGUCAUAAUAUAUCAUAAUUUUGUGAUCCCAAGCAUGACUGUGCACAUGGUUGUAGUAUUAAGUCAUAUAUUAGCAUCUGUCACAACCAGUCUCAUUGGUAAAAUGGUGCACAUACCGAGGUCACAUACAAUCUCAGAGUCAUGUUGCUUAUACUGCCCAACACACAUGCCAUCAAGUUUUCCAAAUUUAGUUAAAAAAUUCAUGUUUGAUUUGUUAUUACAUCAGUGCAAUUUCGUAUUUUAAACAAUUGUAUGAAAUUGGAGCAAUGUUAAAUGCAAUGUUAUGAUUGUUUUGAUGAAUUAAAUUUAAAUGGUAAACAUUUGGUUUUAAUAAUUAUUUUUUAAGUUGCUUUGUUACAGCUCAUGUAUAUUUGUGUGCUUAUUUUAUUCGUGCUUUUGCAGUUAAACAGAAUUUGUUUAAGUAAUGUAAAUAGUUACAUGCUAACAAACUUGUGUUUGUGUUUUUAGA
Messenger RNA from Ciona intestinalis (vase tunicate), 4526 nucleotides. Lineage: Eukaryota; Metazoa; Chordata; Ascidiacea; Phlebobranchia; Cionidae. The record is from RefSeq.